AUUUCAGAAAAAUUAGACAAGGAAAAAAAUGAAGAUAGGGAAGCAGAAAUAAUCCAUAAAUUAAGUGAUGAAUCAAAUAAAUUAGAUGUUGAAAUAAAUAAAUUAUUAUGUGAUGGGUGCCAAAAGAAGAGUAUAUUUGAUCCAUUAUACAAAUUACUCAAUGAAUCAAAUAAAUCAAUUAUUUCAAACAAAUUACUUGACACAUUAAAAAUAAUAGAAGAUUGUACCAGUUGUACAAAAAGAUAUAAUCAUUAUUAUUUAUUUUAUGAAUCAUUAAAUGAACUAAAAAAGAUUUCAGAAGAAUUAGACAAGGAAGAAAAUGAGAAUAGGAAAGCAGAAAUAUUCCAUAAAUUAAGUGAUGAAUUAAAUAAAUUAGAUGUUGAAAUAAAUAAAAAAGUAUUAUGUUAUGGGUGUCGAAAGAAAAAUAUAUUUGAUCCAUUAUAUGAGUUACUCACCAAACUAAAUGAAUCAAAUGAAUCAAUUAUUUCAAACAAAUUGCUUUACACAUUAAAAAUAAUAGAAGAUUGUACCAGUUGUACAAAAAAAUAUAAUUAUUAUUUUUUAUUUUAUGAAUCAUUAAAUGAAUUAAAAAAAAUUUCAGAAGAAUUAGACAAAAAAGAAAAUGAAGAUAGGAAAGCAGAAAUAAUCCAUAAAUUAAGCAAUGAAUUAAAUAAAUUAGAUGUUAAAAUAAAUAGAUUAAGAUUAUGUUAUGG
Molecule: messenger RNA, 713 nt
Organism: Entrophospora candida
Lineage: Eukaryota; Fungi; Glomeromycota; Glomeromycetes; Entrophosporales; Entrophosporaceae
Source: the annotation of a GenBank genome assembly